This is a messenger RNA of Clupea harengus (Atlantic herring), 2665 nucleotides long. RefSeq names its product forkhead box protein J1-B-like. The record is from RefSeq and is a predicted model, not a curated record. Gene Ontology annotation, molecular function: RNA polymerase II cis-regulatory region sequence-specific DNA binding; DNA-binding transcription factor activity, RNA polymerase II-specific. Lineage: Eukaryota; Metazoa; Chordata; Actinopteri; Clupeiformes; Clupeidae. Gene Ontology annotation, cellular component: nucleus. Gene Ontology annotation, biological process: regulation of transcription by RNA polymerase II.
CAGGCCCACAAGGAUUUUUCUUAGCAGUUCUAAUCAAAUAUCUGAUUCCAGUGUUUGUCUUUUUAGGCUUUCUUCUAUGCCCUUGUAGAGUUACCUGUCUCAACACAAGCUUUGUUUGAGCUUUUUUAUAUGCCAUUUUAUAUACACAUACGGAUGGGGUUUAUAUAUUUAUUACAACUGGCAUAUACAACUGGAGCAUGUAGUGCCCAAAGACUUAAAUAUUUUAACACAAUUUAUUGGACUUAAUGACUACUAAGGCUUAUAAAGGCAAUAUUGGAAAUAUGUUGAAUAAUUUUGCACAUGGACGUUUUGGAGAAUUUGAAUCUUCAUCGAAAACACAAGUUUACAAGGGCCUUAAUUCAUAUAUGGUUGAAUGGUGAUUAGGGUGGUUGAGGAAUUUCGGGUUUAGCUGUAUAAAGUUAUGUUUAGUCUGACUGACUGGUUUCACCCAAGGUUAUCUAUUUUACAAACGCAAACCACUAGAUGUCGCCGGAGGCUCUUUAACGUCGCGUGUAGGAGAAGUCUGGUGGAAGCGCGCGCCAUUAACAAAAACUCACCUGUUGUUAGUUAAAGAUAGUUAGAUAGUGGGCUACUUCAACUUACAGCACGGAGACAAGUUUGAUAUGUGAGGUGUUUUCAUAAUGCCAGUGCAAGGCUGUCAGGACAUGGCGAAGUUCAAGAGGAAAUGGAUGAUGCUUCACCAGGAGGAAGAGAGUGCCAGCACAGCGCAUUUGGACGAUAGUCUCACUAGCCUGCAGUGGCUUCAGGGUUUUUCAAUUCCAGGUGCUAACGCGGAGAGUCUCCCUGGCUCCAGAUGCCAUCCACAGCACCUGCUGGAGAUACAGCGUGAAGGCACGGACUCCCCAGCCAGCCCCACAGCUGCCAUGAUGGCACCACAAGGGUCUGGGUGUCUCACGUCACCCACCGUCUCAAUCAGCCCAAGUAGUUACAGCUGUUCACCUCAGAAGGAAGAGGCAAGUCAGGGUGAUCAUCACCACUUCACGGUGGCUGCCAGCUCAAAUAAGAAGAUUGACUACAAAACAAAUUCACAAGUGAAACCUCCUUACUCGUAUGCCACACUCAUCUGCAUGGCCAUGCAAGCCAGCACGAAAAACAAAAUCACUCUCUCAGCCAUUUACAACUGGGUCAUUGAGAAUUUCUGCUAUUACAGGCACACAGAGCCAAGCUGGCAGAAUUCCAUUCGCCACAAUCUCUCCCUCAACAAGUGUUUCAAGAAGGUGCCAAGACAGAAAGAUGAACCUGGAAAAGGAGGGUUCUGGCAAAUUGAUCCUCAGUAUGCGGACAUGUUUGUUGAUGGCAUCUUUAGGCGCAAGCGAACACCUGCUCAUCUGAGUAUCCCAAAACAGAAUCCUCAGAAACACCUACAGACCCUACACGGGGAUCAGCAUCACAGAGGGAUGGAGUAUGUAAGAAAGCGCAAACAUGGUCAUUCCAAUGACGGCCAAAACUGGGUUCAGAAAUCCCCACUUCUGGCGCAAGAGAUAAGAGCGUCUUCAGACUCUUGGGCUUCAGACGUGUGUGACGAUGACAGAAGGGGACAGACUUUUGAUGACCUGGAGCUGAAUGCCGCUCUGCAGUCGCUGAGCAAAGAGAUGGAGGAUUACCCGCCGGGUUGGCACGUGGCGGGCCAUGGGAACUGGUGUGUGGCCGGUCCAGAGAUGACCCCAAGGUUCAUGGAGGUCAAUCCGGUCGGCCUGGCCGACUGUCCGGGGGUCAACCAGCAGCAUGUUCACGGCAUGCAGCUGUCCGUCACCCCUCCACAGUACUACGAGGAGCUCACACUGUUCUCAGACCAGCAGCCACACCCCUGGGACUGUAUGCGGGAGGAGGUCCAGGCUGUCCCCGUUUCAGUGGAGAAUGGGGUCAGCGUCUAUGAUGGCUUCUUCUAUGACGUGCAGUCCUGGGACAGGAUGGAGCCCUACCUACAUGUAUAACCCUUUCACACAGAGCCGACAGCACUUCAGCAAGACUUUGUGGCACAUGUUUUUGUUUCCUUAAUUAGUUAGUAGAUUCAUUUAUUGACGGAGGAAGAAGAAAGGGAACUCAUGGAGAGUGAGAACUUGGUGUUCUGUAGACGCAUGUAUCUUCUUGAAGGAAACCUGAAAGAGUGAAACAGGAUUAUGUGUCAGGGAAGAUUUGCAAACCCCAUUGUGAACCCCCAAAGCCCAGCUCAUAUAGUUUCUAAACGUUAUUAGCUUUUGAACGAUUUGGUUAAAGGUUUGUGGUUUGACCAUUUCCAGAAUGAGACACUGCAUCCCCCAGACUUCUCAUUUAGUUUUUUUUUUAAGUGAUGACAAAAUCAUAUAAGAUGUUUAUUUUCAAUAUUUGUACAAGAAUACAAAAUUGCUCCUGUAUCAUCUCCAGCACUUCUCACGUUUACAGUGAUUUUAUUUAUCAAUACAUUUUAGUUUUUUUUUUUUUAGGCAUGUCGAGGCAUAAAGUAUGCAUUAAAGGUCAAGGGAAUAUGAUAGGGAAUGUACAAAGGAUAAUAGGUCAAAUUGUUAUCGUUUUGGGUGGCAUCUGUUUUAGAUGCAAUAUGGCACUGUUUGCGGUUUGAUAUUCACAAUUAAAACAAUACUUUAUAUACUUUUCAGACAGCCUGAAUAUAACUGCUGUCUUUUGCAUGAAUAAACAAAUAAUUGUA